Molecule: messenger RNA, 3590 nt
Organism: Oldenlandia corymbosa var. corymbosa
Lineage: Eukaryota; Viridiplantae; Streptophyta; Magnoliopsida; Gentianales; Rubiaceae
Source: the annotation of a GenBank genome assembly
GAAAAAUAAAAAAUGGGAUGGGGGCAAAUUCAAUGUAGGAGAUAGAAUAGAUGAUGAUGAACCCUUUUUGUUUUGUAGUUUACCGAUUGAUUACUCUCACUCCAACUCACCUUUACUCACUCACUCACUUUGGUCCAUCAAACCAACUCAGUUCAGUUUCAGUUCAGUUUGUGUUGAGGAGAAUUUUCAUUUACUAGUCAUCACACACAUUGUGUUGUGGUACCUUUAUUUUAGUAAGCAAAGGGAAAAAAAAAGGACUGUUCUUUCUUUCUUACUAAAUUUCCCAAAUAAAUCAUUCAUUAUAAGGUCUCAAUUAAGGGAGAGAUAUGGAAUUGAAUGAUCCAUUAAUAAUCAUCAUUGAUUCCUGAUUAACUACUGAUUGAUGGAUGGAUUACUGACCAGUUUUUUUUGGGGGGUUUGUUUUGGUGAUUUAUGAUAACAGCUGUUUUGGGAGGGAAGGAAAGAAAGGUGGUAUUUGCUGUUAGUAUUGGUUUUGUGUGGAGAGGAAAGACAAAAUCUUGGAGAGGGGUUUUGUAACUGAAAAGUAAGAGAAAAAACAAAAGCAGAAAGAAGGGAAAAAAGGAGAGGUUUUUUUUUCUCAGCUCAUCAUCAGCAGCUGAUCAGCAUCAUCAUCAUCAUCACAAUUCUCACUCUCUUUCACACAUAAUAAGCACAUACAUAUUAAACUGUUGAGUGAUGAAUGGAUAACGGAAGCCGGAUUGUUUUUGGAACUAUUAUUGAAUCAAAAAUUGAUGAUGAAAUUAAAUUGGGGUAGGUUGGACUGCGUGAGGUGAGCUAAUAUCAGGAUUUUUCUUCUUCAAGUUUUCAUCCUUUUUUUCUCCUUACCCUUUUGUUUUUUUCUUGCUGUUUCCUCUGGGCUUCUAUCCCUCCUUUUCCUUCUUUUUCUCCUUUCUGUUUUACUAUCUGGUAACUUGUUCUGAGUUUUGGGGGGGUGGUCAUUGUUCCUGCCUUUUAAGUACGUCAAUGGCUGGUGCUGGUAAUGGUCUUAGAGGCGGUGUUGCCUCUGCUGUUGGUGCAGGUGCAGCCUCUCCUGAUACAGGGCAAGGAGGAAGAAGUGAUGAUAUGUACACACAGCUUUGGAAGGCUUGUGCAGGUCCCCUUGUUGAUGUCCCUUGUGUUGGGGAUCCAGUUUUCUAUUUUCCCCAGGGUCACAUGGAACAAUUAGAGGCUUCAAUGAAUCAGGAACUCAAUCAACAGAUACCGAUGUUCAAUCUGCCAUCUAAGAUCCUGUGCAAAGUAGUUAAUGUGCAUUUGCUGGCAGAAGCUGAGACUGAUGAAGUCUAUGCUCAGAUCACUCUAGUUCCGGAGAUGGAUGAAAAAGAACCGUCUAGCCCAAUUCCAUGUGCGCCUGAACCACCAAACGAAACUGUUUAUUCAUUUUGCAAGAUUUUAACAGCGUCCGACACUAGUACACAUGGCGGUUUUUCAGUCCUCCGGAAGCAUGCCACCGAAUGCUUACCUGCACUGGAUAUGACGCAAGCAACCCCAAGCCAAGAUUUGGUUGCUAAAGAUUUGCAUGGAUACGAGUGGCGAUUCAAACACAUUUUCAGGGGCCAACCUCGCAGACAUUUGCUCACCACUGGUUGGAGCACAUUUGUAACUUCCAAGAGAUUAGUUGCAGGGGAUGCUUUUGUUUUCCUUAGGGGUGGCAAUGGAGAAUUGCGUGUUGGUGUUCGCCGUCAUGCUCGCCAGCCGAGCCCGAUGCCUCCAUCUGUCAUCUCGAGCCAGAGCAUGCACUUGGGUGUGCUUGCUACUGUAUCUCAUGCAAUUAUGACGCGAACCAGGUUUCUUGUAUAUUACAAGCCAAGGACAAGCCAAUACAUUAUCAGAUUGAACAAGUACUUGGAGUCUAUUAAUCAUGGAUUUUCAGUUGGGAUGCGCUUCAAAAUGAAAUUUGAAGGCGAAGAUUCUCCAGAGAGAAGGUUUACAGGCACUAUAGUUGGUGUUGGAGAUGUAUCGGAGCAGUGGCCGAAUUCUAGUUGGCGCUCAUUGAAGGUUCAAUGGGAUGAACCGGCUGUGAUUAGAAGGCCGGAGAGGGUCUCUCCUUGGGAGAUAGAGUCAUUCGCAGCUGUUACGCCAACGACAGCAGAUGUUACUGCUACUACUCAAACAGCUGUCAUGACUAAGAACAAACGACCUAGGCCUCUUGAUCUUCCAACUUCUGGAUCUACUCUGCCCGUUGAAUCAAGCCACCUUGGAAACAAUACUGAAGUCCAAAGCAAUGAGAAUCAAGUUUUGAUAUGGCCUCCUAGGCCUACAGCUCUCACUAGCUUCCAGCACAUUGGAACUAGGCCUACUCUUGCUAAUAGCUCGUUUGAUGGCCUGAUCAGGAACUCCCCUGUUUCGUCAAGAGCAAGUGAUAAUGGAAAUGUACACGACCAAUUUGGAAGGGUUAAAAAGCAGGAGCAUAGUUCUCCUAGUUGCAGAUUGUUUGGCAUUGAUUUGAGAAACAACUUAAAUAAUCUGUUUCCCCUUGAGAAGGAAUGGCCUCCAGUUUCUAAUGUGGCAAACCGUGACAAUAGCUCUUCUGCUCCUCUUGUUGUUGAUGCUGCAGCAUCUGAUCAUGAUGACUUUUCCAGAUCCUGCUGUGACAGGAAACAGUUUCAUCAUCAGCUGGAAGUGCUGCCACCAAAAGAUGCUUACAACAAAAGGACGCGAACCAAGGUGCAUAUGCAAGGAGUUGCUGUUGGACGGGCAGUUGAUGUGACUGCCUUGGGAAGUUAUGACGAUCUCAUCGAGGAGCUGGAAAAAUUGUUUGACCUUAAGGGAGAGCUAAGUCCCCGAAACAAAUGGGAGGUCAUUUAUACUGACGAUGAGGGUGACAUGAUGCUUGUGGGUGACGAUCCAUGGCAGGAAUUCUGCAAGAUGGUUAGGAAGAUAUACAUAUGCUCAAGUGAUGAUGUGAAGAAAAUGACAACUCAGGGUGGCGGAAAGCUCCCUAGUUUGUCGAUUGUGGAUGGUGAAGGGGCGGUUGUUGUAAGCUUAGGAUCAGAUUCAAAAUCAGAAUCUUGAUAAGUUAGGAGUUCGGGGUCUUUUUUUGGUUUUUUCCCCCCUUAAAAUGUAGGCGAGAAAAAAAGAAGCAGCUAAAGAUAGAUAUUGUGAUAUGCAUGAAUGGUCUCGGUUUUUGUUAUUGUUGGGAGGAACUAAGUUAUAGGUCUGAGUAGUAGGGGGAGAUAAUGGGGGGUGUAUAUAGGUAGGUUAUUAAGGGUGAAUCCUACCUAUAUAUACAAGUAAUGCUGUAGGAAAGAAACUUUCAAAGAUUGGCUUAAUAAUAGUUUUCAGUUUUGGAACUGAGAAUGGUAGUAUCUGGUUUGCUUGUUUUUCAUGGAUCAUCAGAAGCAUGUAAAAAGGUAUUGAGAUAGGUGUAGUAGUGGUUUGUGUGACUGAGGUUUUUGGUGAAUGUUGAGAGAAUAAUGAGUGUAAGUGAUGUUUGUGUGUUAUGAAUGACAUGAUAACUGAUACUCAGGUUGUGAGUUGUGAUGCAAUAUUCAAUUGUCACACACCAAAAUGAUCAAAAACCAUAUGAGUCUGACCAAAACCACAUCAAGUUGAUUAUCCCAAAAAUGGGG